CGGUGAAGAAACAGUCAGCGCAUCCGCCAACGCGGAGUAAGCGGUUAGCUUUUUUUUGGCCGAGGCAAGCUAGACUUCAGCAGAGUCAAUAAUGACAAAUAACAGCAUUUGACUAUCAGGGAAUAUAUCUAAAGAGCAAAUCGUUACAUAUAAGCGAUUUAAUCAUCUAUUUUGCCGACGGGAACCUUUUAUUUUCCUGCAUCCUUCACCGGUUGGAGUUAGCAUUAGCAGCUAACAAGCAAAGCGUUUAUUUCCCCCUGCACGAAAUUUACGUGGUUCGGAAAACUUUGUAUGCUGGUGUUGCAUUUUAAAACAUCUAUAUUUUUAUAGUCCGUCCCUUGAAAUUGCGCGUGACUGAGAAAGCUAUUUAUAAGCGAAAGAGCGUGUUAACUUAAGUUUCUGCUUAAUAUCAAAACACCAGGAUGUCUGAUUUCGAUGAAUUUGAGAGACAGCUUUCUGAAAACAAACAAGGUGACAGUCUAAACGGUCAUGAGCGGGACAAAGAGAACCGUCACCGGCGACGCAGCCCAUCACGCAGCCGCAGUCGAGAGAGGAAAAGGAGAAGCCGAGAGAGGAGGAGUAGGGAACGCCGCAGUGACAGCAAGGACCGCCGCCAUAGACGCAGUGAUCAUACUCAGAACCAUCCCCAAGAGAAUGUCAGCCGUUCUCCUCAACGGGAGAAAAAGAAGAUAAAAAUUAAGAAGUACUGGGAUGUACCGCCUCCUGGCUUUGAGCAUAUUACACCCAUGCAGUACAAGGCAAUGCAAGCUGCUGGUCAGAUCCCCGCUACGGCUUUGCUGCCCACCAUGACGCCAGACGGCCUGGCAGUAACACCGACCCCGGUACCCGUAGUGGGCAGUCAGAUGACUCGCCAGGCUCGCAGACUUUACGUUGGCAACAUCCCAUUUGGCAUCACAGAGGAAUCUAUGAUGGACUUCUUCAAUGCCCAGAUGAGACUCGGCGGUCUGACUCAGGCCCCAGGAAACCCUAUCCUCGCCGUCCAGAUUAACCAGGACAAGAACUUUGCUUUCCUUGAGUUCCGAUCGGUGGAUGAGACCACACAGGCCAUGGCAUUUGAUGGCAUCAUCUUCCAGGGGCAGAGUUUAAAGAUUCGCCGGCCACACGACUAUCAGCCAUUACCUGGCAUGAGCGAGAACCCCAGCGUAUAUGUCCCGGGUGUGGUGUCCACUGUUGUACCAGACUCUAUUCACAAGCUUUUCAUUGGUGGUUUGCCAAACUAUCUCAAUGACGACCAGGUUAAAGAGUUGUUAACUUCUUUUGGACCUCUCAAAGCCUUUAAUUUGGUUAAGGACACUGCUACCGGCCUCUCAAAGGGCUACGCUUUUUGUGAAUAUGUGGAUGUUAACAUCAAUGAUCAGGCUAUUGCAGGACUGAAUGGUAUGCAGUUAGCAGAUAAGAAGCUGCUGGUUCAGAGGGCAAGUGUUGGAGCCAAGAAUGCCACACUGACAAGUAUAAAUGAGACUCCAGUGACGUUGCAAGUACCGGGGAUGAUGACGAACCCCAUGGUGCAGAUGGGCGGUGUUCCCACUGAGGUCCUGUGCCUGAUGAACAUGGUGGCUCCAGAGGAGCUCGUGGACGAUGAGGAGUACGAGGAGAUAGUGGAGGAUGUCAGGGACGAGUGCUCCAAAUAUGGCCAGGUCAAGAGCAUAGAGAUUCCCCGGCCUGUCGAUGGCCUUGACAUCCCUGGAACCGGCAAGAUCUUUGUGGAGUUCACAUCUGUUUUCGACUCCCAGAAAGCCAUGCAGGCCUUAACGGGGAGAAAGUUCGCCAACAGGGUGGUGGUGACCAAGUACUGCGAUCCAGAUGCUUACCACCGCCGAGAUUUCUGGUAGAGGAAGAGAGCAAGAAAAAUAGGAUGGAGGAGUAGCAGCUUUGCGAUAACUCAUAAAAAGAGAGAGAAAUUGAGGCAGAGAUGACAAAAGGGGGAACAUUUUUUUUUUGUACUCUAUAAAAAAGCCAAAAGGUGAAUGUUCUGUUGUUUUUUUUCUUUUUUCUGGCUGAGAUGAUUUGUGAGCAAUUAUGGGAGGGCUUUUGCUUUCCUUUGUAUUUUAAGAACAUUAGCGGGAGAUAUUCUGUUAUACUGAUUAUACUUAUUCUGUUAAUAAAAUUACUAUUUUUUAAUUGUAUACUGAAACGAAUGAUGUAAAAUCGUGGCCAUCAGAGAAGACGAAAGAACUGUUGAUACCCAACCAAAUGUUCAUAUUAGCCAGGUAAUUCAAAUGAAAAAUCACAUUUCGGUCUCUUACCUUGAUUUUAUCUUUUUAUUUCUCAUUUUGAAUGUCCCACUGUGAAAGACCCUUCUCGGAAAUCAUUCGUCUUCUCUGUUGGCCAACUCACCACGUCUCCCUCCCAUUUUGUAGCUUUUUGCAGUUCAUAUCUCCAGGUAUUAGACUGUCCCAGUUUUUGUCUGGCUUUUUUCUUAAACUUAGUCUCUUCCAUACAUAUCACCAACCCAUUAGAUGGUGAUGGCAUUUGUCCAGUGUGGCACCUUUUCUGUACGUGUGAUGUUUUUUUUCCCCUCAGUAUAAUAGGCCACUUUUGAUAAUAAAACUCUUGGAAGUAUGA
Onychostoma macrolepis is the source of this 2586-nucleotide messenger RNA. RefSeq names its product U2 small nuclear RNA auxiliary factor 2b (gene u2af2b). The transcript has 13 exons. The record is from RefSeq and is a predicted model, not a curated record. NCBI's taxonomy places the organism in Eukaryota, Metazoa, Chordata, Actinopteri, Cypriniformes, Cyprinidae. Gene Ontology annotation, molecular function: poly-pyrimidine tract binding; pre-mRNA 3'-splice site binding. Gene Ontology annotation, cellular component: U2-type prespliceosome; nucleus; U2AF complex. Gene Ontology annotation, biological process: mRNA processing. The coding region runs from base 423 to 1853 and encodes 476 amino acids.